Messenger RNA from Neurospora hispaniola, 930 nucleotides. Its product is annotated as PR-1-like protein. The record is from RefSeq and is a predicted model, not a curated record. Lineage: Eukaryota; Fungi; Ascomycota; Sordariomycetes; Sordariales; Sordariaceae. The transcript is spliced from 2 exons. Gene Ontology annotation, cellular component: extracellular region. Bases 1 to 930 code for a protein of 309 amino acids.
AUGGGUCUUCAUCCCAUUACCAGCCUACCAUCAACCCUCUUCACCAUCUUCACAACCCUAACCAUCAAUCAUGUCCUCCCAGUCCAAGCAACACCCCAACAGCAAUCCUCAAAGGCCAGCAUCUUCCACGUCCGCCACGUCGACAACCUCAAUCUAAAUCCCCCCCUACCCAAACCCACACCUCCCGCCGAGCUCCUCCCCCUCCAACAUGCCAAAGAACCCAUCACCAUCUCAACCAUAACCAUAACCAUCACCGCAACCACAACCCCUUCAAACACCCCAGCUUCUUCCUCCGCCCCUUCCUUCCUGAACCCUGCCCUCUUCACCUCCGCCCUCCUCAACUCCACCAACUUUUAUCGUGCUCAACACAACGCCUCUGCAGUCAUCUACAACGACACGCUCUCUUCUUUUGCUUCCCACUACCUCGACAAACUUGGCCUCCUUUCUUCUUCUUCUUCUUCUUCUUCUUCUUCUUCCUCCUCCGCCAAAUCGAAAUCGAAAUCCAGUUCCACCACCACCAAAUGCGAACUAACCCACUCCCAAGGUCCCUACGGCGAGAACCUCGCUUUGGGGUGUUCCGACGUCCAGUCCUGCGUGGAGAUGUGGGGCAACGAGCGAGCCAAGUACGAUUUUGGAAGCCAGGCAAAGUUUGGGGAAGAUACGGGUCAUUUUACCCAGUUGGUGUGGAAGGAUACGACUGAUGUAGGGUGCGCGGCGAGGUGGUGCCAGGGGUGGAAUGCGGGAAGGGGAGGAUGGUAUUUGGUCUCACAGCGAAGCAUCGGUAUCGAUAACGACACGAGUUGGAUACCGCCUACUUUGUCGCCAACGAUGUCUCGGUUUCCGCUCACGGCAUAUUCAUCCCCGUCGGAAUCCGCGAUCCACGUCUUACAAACAACCUCAAACAUAUGCCCAUAUGGAUCAACCACAUAA